Messenger RNA from Colletotrichum gloeosporioides, 1563 nucleotides. RefSeq lists its product as uncharacterized. Bases 1 to 1563 code for a protein of 520 amino acids. Lineage: Eukaryota; Fungi; Ascomycota; Sordariomycetes; Glomerellales; Glomerellaceae. The transcript has a single exon. The record is from RefSeq and is a predicted model, not a curated record.
AUGGUCUCGCAGCCCGACUCUUCGACGUCCUUGACCCUGCGAGGGCCUUCCUCGGUCGUUUCGCGUCCCUCCCUCUCGCGCACGAAACGAUACAAUAGGUCACAUGUCGGCGUCUCUACCAGCAUUCCUCAAAAUGAAUUUCCUAUAUUCAGCAACUCGGGCGACGUCGAGAUCAUAGUCAAAGUUGACGGCCACCAGAAUCGCUAUCUACUGCAUCGCCACACUCUCACCCGAUGUUCCGGCUUCUUCGAGGCAAGUACAAGUCUUGAGUGGUCCAAGCCCGUUUCGGAUGCCGCUUCAGUCGAACUCGGUCGCAUAAGUGACGGCUCCGACUCUGCCUCUGCUACCACUACCUAUCGAGCCCUGACUACGCCAGCCGGUGUUCGAAAACGAUGGCGCUACGAGCUGGAUCCGGGGACCGGCGAUGGGGAUAUACCAAUGUUGGUGCAAAAGGACGAGGAUCGGUCCGACGUUGCUGGGUCUGGGCCUGAAUCUCUCUUUGGCUGUGGUGUCGCUCAGAAUCGCCACCAGCCUUUACCCGCCACACGCAGCAGGACCUCGGACCAUUCGCAGUCCUCCUCCGGUCAAGGGCAACCCUUUUUUCGCUCCGUGGCCAAUCUGAGCUUGAUCCCUGGUUCGAAAUCAGCCCAAUCGCUGUCUCAGGCUGAUCAAGACCUGCUCAGAGACUACGAUAACCUCUUUCGCAUCUUUUACAAUUAUCCCCCGGCUUUGGACGGGAUCAACAUCGCCGACGCCUAUGUGCAGUGCAAGUCGCUCCUCACUUUGGCGGACCAGUACGACGCGCUGGCCGUAGUCGGCCCCAGAGUUGACCACCACUUGCUGCAGUUCCAGUCAAGGCUUUGGAAGCAAAUCGCCAAGUAUCCCAUAUCCUAUCUCCGCUUGGGCUAUCUCGCACGUAGCAAGGUAAUCUUUCAAGAGGCUAUGAUACACGUAGUUGGGCAAUGGCCAGCAGGAGAACGCAGUUUGCGAGCUGCGCUUCCAGAUAUUGUCCUCGACAUCAUCGAAGAUAAGGUGGAUGAGCUCGAGGAAAUCGUCAGCCGUAUCGAGGGUCGCUUAUUGAGACUCAAUCUCUUGACAGCCAGGGGUGAGCGCGUUACACCUAGCACGUCGUACUUGGAUUGGCUCGCCGUCAGUUUGUUUCGGCAGUGGCUGGCCGACAAUACCAGUCCUUCGCUAUUCAAAGACUCUCGGGAUGGCCGUGGGUUCGAGCCCCAGCAACUUGCCCUCCCAACUUCGGUCCCCCCCCUGGCAAAUGUUGGUCGCACGUAUCGAACACUUGGGUCGUCAUCGUCGUCCUAUCUUGGUCAUGACGAGUGCAAACGGUUCCUGAAAUUGACGCCUGAGCUGUACAGCCGCGACAAUCUCAGACGUUUUGAGAAGCGGAUCGAUGAACUCAAGAUGAUGGCUCAUGAUAUUGUACGACCCUUGAUGGGAAGUGGCCUCGAGUUGGACAUUAGCAGUGGGAGAACAGCUGAUGGGAUUGGUUACCUCACCUGCACCACCGUCGGGGAUCAUGAUCUUCCAUGGCACGUUGAGUACUGA